Molecule: messenger RNA, 2007 nt
Organism: Uloborus diversus
Lineage: Eukaryota; Metazoa; Arthropoda; Arachnida; Araneae; Uloboridae
Product: ribitol-5-phosphate transferase FKTN-like
Exons: 8
Coding region: 158-1708 (516 amino acids)
Source: RefSeq, a predicted model, not a curated record
CAUAGUUAAACACAAAACAGAGCUGCAGUUAUGAUUCAUCGAAGUUUUUUUGCAGUAAUUCUGAGAGUGUUUUAAAUGCAGAAAAAAAAAAUUUCAGCCUUUUCGUCAAGAUGGACAAAAAUGUUAUGAUAUUUUUGCUAGUACUACGAUUAAGGAAAUGAAUUCAAUUCGUACUUACGGUCGCUGCAUCAAAUUCAUCUUUUUUGCUAUUGUCAUAGUUUGUCUUCUUUUCCUGAUUACUACAACGAACUUGAUUACGCCACUAUUGGACGAGGAACAACAACAUGGACCCACAUUUGAAAUGCAGGAUGUGCUACCUCGCAAUGUUGGGGAGAAACAGCUUGCCGAAUCGUACAGAAGCACCGCCAUCGGAACGUACAAUAGGUCUGACGUAGUAAGAGCACUUUCAAGUCUAUAUCAACAUUCAAAAAACGUAUCUUCUGAUCAUGCGCAUUCAGUUUUUGUUCAGAUGAUGAACUUCAGUAACCUGAUGAAGACAAUGGAGGUUAAAACAGUUUUGUUAGAACCGGCAAUCUUGUAUAGCAUGUUAUCUGAAAAUCAGCAGAAGUUACUACAGAAACGAAAAUUUGAUGCUAAAAACUAUCUAGGUUCAAAGAAUAUACUUACUUUUAUGAUUCAAGAAGAAGAUGUACAAAAAUUGCGAAAGGAAGAACAUUUAAAGACAAUGAGCACUGCUGGUUAUAAGGUUCUUUUCGUUAACGAUACCCUUCCGUUCUGGAUGUGGCAAAACUCUCCAGAUAAAAAAGACUUUCCAUCAGCAGUUUUUCACAUGUUUUUUCAACGUCAAGAAUGGACAAUUCACGUUGUAAUUUUCUAUAAAAGAAAAAAGUAUUUUUGGCAUGCUGCUUUCAAUAAUCCAGGCGUUAAAGAUGUUCCAAGUAUGGAUGAUUUGCUAUUUGCUAGACGAGACGGAGCUUAUGAUAAGUUUGCGUUCUUAGAAGUAAACUUUAACGGAACUACGAACCAAAGUGUGAAUAUCCCGUCGGAUCUUCAGUACUUCUUGUUCCAGAUACCGACCUCAAGUUUUAUGGAAUGCAAUCUCUCCAGGGCGGUCAACAUAACUAAAGGACCUCGAAACAAGCCCCACGACGGCCUUUUCUCCUUCGAAGCUUUCAACGAAAGAACACUUAUUGCAUUGAGGGAAUUGAAAGUCCUGCUGAAUCCUCUUCUCAUGCAUUUUUGGAUAUGGUCAGGAACAAUGCUUGGAUGGUACAGGCAAUGUGAUAUCAUACCUUAUACGACAGACGUUGAUUUCGGUGCAUGGGCUGAUGAAGUUCUGAAUGUUGAGGAAUUGAAAGAACUUUUCAUUAACAACAAGAAUUUAAAAAUUAAAGAAAGUCUAGGUAUGAUUGAUCGUGCUUUGGAGUUUCACUUGGAAACAAAACGUCUGCGAGUGGAUUUGUUCUUUCUUUAUCAGGAGAAAAAUGGCACUUGGUAUGGAGGCCACAGAUCCACAAGAAAAUAUUACUUCAAAUAUCAUCAUCCUAAUUUCACUUUGUGCUCUGGAGAGCUCCUUGGCGAGAAAGUUCUGGUUCCUUGUGAGUCCGAGAAGUGCAUCAUAUCCGAGUACGGUCCGGAGUGGACAAUGCCAGUGUCCGACUGGUGGUUCGACUGGUCAAUAAAGAACAAAGGUCCAAACAUUUAUUGGGAGAAAAGCGUACAAGAUAAAGUGCAUAAACUUUUCUAAUCAAACAGUUGUGGGACUUUCCUUUAUGAACGGACUGUCCAUUAUGAACGUCCUUAGUGAAAUCCACCGAGUUACCAAAACCAGCUGGUGACGGAUGACCGGGGGCUGGGUAGUCAAGUUGACCUUCGCUAAUCCAUUUGGAGAUUAUAAAUAUCGUCACAAAUCAAAGUCUCAUCAACAAUGUCUUAUUAUGAAGAUGCUUUUAAAGAACUUUUUUCAAUGCAUAUUGUAUUUAUUUCUCACCAUCAUUGUCAGUAAUCUUCUUUAUCUUCUUCACUAAUAAUAAAGCUGAAAGUCUC